CCUGCUCGCUCAGUCGCCAUGGGAACCAGAUUCUUCAGGGCUGGGAACAGAUGCGCCUUCUUUGGCCUUUUCGCUCCCACUAGCACUGGGUGGAGGGGGGCAGCUACCUCCCGGAGUCGUGACUUGGUAGUCACUGAGCUCAGUCCCUCCGCCCCCCUCCACGAUCCUAGUACCACUCCCCCGUAGAACCAGUCUCCCGGGGCUGCGACAGCCCCCUCCUACCCCCUGAUGCGGCUGGCAGGGCCCCUGAGGGCUCACGGUAGUGAACUGACAUCCUCGGCGUCCCUCUUCCCCCAGGAGUGCUUCCCCUUUUCUGGGCAGGGUUCCCGGGCAGCUGCGACCUUGCCGGGCCGGCCCCACCGGCUGGGGAGGUGGUGGAUAGCACACACCUCCCCCGUUUUACACACGGGGACACGGAGGUCCCGGCGCGGAUCUAAGCGGGGUGGGGGCUGCCUCGGGGCUCUCCUCCACCUCUCCGUGAGUCACCGCCCCAUGUGGACUCCUGCUCCCUCUCCCGGGGAGCUGGGAGGGGGAGGGGACAGAGGAGCUGGUCUGAGCAGGCCCUGCCCCCCCAGGCCCCUCCUCCUAGCUUCACGAUGCAGCCCACGCCCACCACGGCCACUGCCGCCGGCGCCGCCACCACGGUUGCCCUGACCUCGAGGUGGGACAACGCCACCGGCAGCCCCACCGCGGAGCCUGACCCCAUCCUGGACAACUACGUGCUGCUGGUGGUGGUCAUGUCGCUCUUCGUCGGUGGCGCGCUAGUGGUGCUGUCCGGCGUGCUGCUCCUAUGCAGGCGCUGCUGGGAGGCCCACCGGCGCUUCAACAGAGCGACGGAGGAAGCAGAGAAGACCACCACCACCUACCUGGACAACGGUGCUCACCCGGCCCAAGACCCCGACUUCAGGGGGGAGGACCCUGAGGGCCAGGAUGCCGAGACGGAGCGCUUCCUGUCCACCAGCUACACCGGCCGCCGGGUGUCCUUCAAUGAGGCAGCCCUGUUUGAGCAGAGCCGGAAGUCACAGGACAAGGGCCGCCGGUACACCCUGACGGAGGGGGACUUCCACCACCUGAAGAAUGCCCGCCUCACCCACCUGCACCUACCACCCCUCAAGAUCAUUACAAUCCACGAGUGCGACCUGGGUGAAGUCAGCACAACCACCCCUCCCCACGCUGCUGCCACCCCCAAGGCCAACCUCGCCAUAUUCCAGCCCCCGGGGAAGGCCCUCACCGGCCGCUCCGUGGGCCCCAGCUCCGCCCUGCCAGGUGACCCCUACAACUCAGCCGUGGGCCCUGCUGACUUCGAGAUCAGCCCCUUGGCAUCCAGCGACUCCGGGGAAGGCACCUGGUUGGAGGCAGGUACCAGGAGCACUAAGCCUGUUGGGCCAGCGGCCACGACAGGACCCAGGGAGGCAGGCCCAGGCUCCGGGGCCGGACCUGUCCUGCAGUUCUUUACCCGCCUGCGGCGCCAUGCCAGCCUGGAUGGGGCCAGCCCCUACUUCAAGGUCAAGAAGUGGAAGCUGGACCCCAGCCAACGGGCAUCCAGUCUGGACACUAGAGGCUCCCCCAAGCGGCACCACUUCCAGCGGCAGCGAGCAGCCAGCGAGAGCACAGAGCAGGAGGAGGGGGACGCCCCCCACGUGGACUUCAUCCAAUACAUCGCCAGCGCAGGCGAGGCUGUGGCCUUCCCGCCCCCCCACCCCCUUCUGGCCAGCCCCACCAGCCCAUCCCCCACUCUCGGCAGGUAUUUUUCAGUAGAUAGAAGUGCUAGGGGUGGACCUGUGGGCCAGCCCAGCCCAGUCCCCCCCCAUUGUCCUGGGGAGGGCUCUCCCCACCCUGCAGACAUGCGGUCACACUCCAGGCCCACCAUCCCUCCCGGAGGCUGUCUCACUGGGGCCACCUCUCCAGCAUGCAUCACGAGAGGGAAACGGGGGGAGAGGGGGUAAGGGCAGAGGGGCAGGUGGGGCCCUGGACCAUGGCCCCAGGGUCCCCAAGACAGGAUGCCUGCCCAGUUAGGGCUGCCAGGGGUAUGUGCCUGCUUGGAUGUUACCGCUUCCUGGUGGAGUCCACGGCCUGCUGGGCUCCGCUGGGGCCUGGUGCUCCUUCCCACCUGCUCAUAUUCCUGAGGGCUGCAUGGCCCCUUCUCAGAAACUGACCCCUUCUGCCCGCAGCACCCCACUACCCCCUCAGUGGAUGGGGGUGUUGGGGUGAUGAAGUCCAGGUGUAGACGCUGAGUGGGACUGCACCUGGUCCAGUCCCUCCCAUGCCAAUCCCUUCUACACUAAGACCUUAGGAAAAAAGUAGCUUCGCAGCAGAAUGUUCACUCUCUCUAGGUGAAGAGCCAGCCACAGACACUGGGAAAAGUGACCUGGUUGAAAAGCAGGUGCCAGGAAGGCUCAGGUUUACCCAGAAAACAUACCCUGUGCAACAGGGACUGGCGGCAUUUUUUUAAAAAAUUCAUUUUCCUCAGAGCCUGGCCAAACCUAGGGGGCCCCCGCCCAUGCCCACCCUUCCGGACCCAGAGUCGGGGGGCUGGGGAGCAAAUGCAGGGGCGCGCACAGCCUUCUUGACUGCUGCGGCCUGGCUUGCAGGCUAGAGGCAGCCGAGGAGGUGGGCGCCACGGGAGGAGCGAGCCCCGAGUCUCCCCCAGAGCGCAGCGGCGGUGUGGGGCCUGAGCAGCCGCAGCAGGAAUCUGAUGGUGAGCGGGACUCGGGGCCAGAGCAGGCCCAGACCAUCUACCGGGAUAUCUGGAGCCUGCGUGCGUCUCUCGAGCUGCACGCCGCGGCCGCCUCGGACCACAGCAGCAGUGGCAACGACCGCGACUCGGUGCGCAGCGGAGACAGCUCGGGCUCAGGCUCCGGGACCACCGUGCCCACCUUCCCACCUUCCUCGCCGCCGCCCACACCUCGGUCCGCGGAUAGCGAGGCGGGAGGUCCGCGGAAGCUGCUUCAGAUGGACAGCGGCUACGCCAGCAUCGAGGGCCGCGGCGCGGGCGAGGACGGGCUCCCCAGCGCGUCCGAGAAGCGCUCUUCCUU
Molecule: messenger RNA, 3035 nt
Organism: Leptonychotes weddellii (Weddell seal)
Lineage: Eukaryota; Metazoa; Chordata; Mammalia; Carnivora; Phocidae
Source: RefSeq, a predicted model, not a curated record